Messenger RNA from Carica papaya (papaya), 723 nucleotides. RefSeq names its product Caleosin-related family protein (gene RD20). Lineage: Eukaryota; Viridiplantae; Streptophyta; Magnoliopsida; Brassicales; Caricaceae. The record is from RefSeq and is a predicted model, not a curated record. Gene Ontology annotation, molecular function: calcium ion binding; monooxygenase activity.
AUGGAGGUGGUAGAGGAGAGAGAUGCAUUAGCUACAGAGGCUCCUUAUGCACCUGUCACUUACGACAGACCUGUUAUAAAAGAUAAUUUGGAAGAUCACCUCCCAAAACCUUAUAUGCCAAGAGCGUUGCAAGCUCCUGACAGGGACCAUCCAACUGGAACACCAGGCCACAGGCAUGAGGGUUUGAGUGUCCUUCAACAGCAUGUUGCCUUCUUCGACCAAGAUGAUAAUGGCAUUGUUUACCCUUGGGAGACAUUCACGGGGUUACGCUUAAUUGGUUUCAACGUACUUGCCUCUCUUAUCAUGGCCACUGUUAUCAACAUGGCAUUGAGCUAUGCCACUCUCCCUGGGUGGAUACCUUCCCCUUUUUUCCCUAUAUACAUACACAACAUACACAAAGCGAAGCACGGAAGUGACUCCAACGUUUAUGACACCGAAGGAAGGUAUACACCGGCCAAUCUUGAGAACAUGUUUAGCAAAUAUGCACAUACCGUGCCAGACAAGUUGACUCUAGGAGAACUAUGGAACAUGACGGAGGGAAGUCGAGUGGCCUUCGACAUCUUUGGCUGGGUUGCAAGCAAGUUGGAGUGGGGUGUAUUAUACAUGCUUGCAAGGGAUGAGGAGGGAAUGCUGUCAAAGGAAGCAGUGAGGAGAUGUUUUGAUGGUAGUUUGUUUGAGUAUUGUGCCAAAAUGCAAUAUGGUGAUGAAGAUAAAAUGGGCUAA